This is a messenger RNA of Lolium perenne, 1174 nucleotides long. RefSeq names its product glutathione S-transferase F11. Gene Ontology annotation, molecular function: glutathione transferase activity; glutathione binding. Gene Ontology annotation, biological process: glutathione metabolic process. NCBI's taxonomy places the organism in Eukaryota, Viridiplantae, Streptophyta, Magnoliopsida, Poales, Poaceae. The record is from RefSeq and is a predicted model, not a curated record. Gene Ontology annotation, cellular component: cytoplasm.
CUCUGCAUCACACGGCAUCCAUAUAUCCUUCAGCGAUCAGCCGAGAAGCAGAGCACGUCGAGGAUGCCGGGAGCCGUGAAGGUGUUCGGGUCGCCGACGUCGUCGGAGGUGGCCCGCGUGCUGGCGUGCCUCUUCGAGAAGGAUGUGGAGUUCCAGCUCAUCCGCGUCGACUCCUUCCGCGGCCCCAACCGCAUGCCCCAGUACCUCAAGCUCCAGCCGCACGGCGAGGCGCUCACCUUUGAGGACGGCAACGUCACCCUCGUCGAGUCGAGGAAGAUACUGCGGCACAUCGCGGACAAGUACAAGGCGCAGGGGAACCCGGACCUGAUCGGGAUGGGGGCCCUGGAGCGCUCCUCCAUCGAGCAGUGGCUGCAGACGGAGGCGCAGAGCUUCGACGUGCCCAGCGCCGACAUGAUCUACAGCCUCGGAUUCCUGCCGCCCACCAUGCCGCUCGACGGCAAGAAGGACGGCGCCGGCAAUGGCGCCGGUGGCCGCGACGCUAGGCAGCAGCAGCAGCAGCAGAAGCAGCAGGGCAUGAUGAUGAACCCGACCCACGUGCAGAAACUGGAGGAGAUGAAGCAGCUGUUCGAGAAGAGCAGCAAGGAUCUGGGCAAGGUGCUGGACAUCUACGACCAGCGCCUGGAGGAGGCCGAGUACCUGGCCGGCGACAAGUUCACCCUCGCCGACCUCUCCCACAUGCCCAACGCCGACCGCCUCGCCUCCGACCCGCGCUCCGCCCGCCUCAUCCAGUCCCGCACGAACGUCAGCCGCUGGUGGGCCGACGUCUCCGCCCGCGAGUCCUGGGUGUACGUCAAGAGCCUGCAGCGCCCGCCGGCAUCGGAGGCGCCCUUUUGAUCUCCAUCCACGCCGGCCGACUCCUCGCACUGAACGUACGGUGCCGAUCAGCGAGAACCCGAGAAGGGGUUAACUAUGGUCACUGCUCCAUCACACUACAUGCAUACGUGGCGUUCGUCAGCUGCGGUGUGUUUCAUUCCAAGCAAUUCAUCUUCUUGAUUUCUUCGCUAUAUAUGUAAUGCAUUUCCGUCGUUCUGAAUAAUCUUGUAUAAGUUGUGUUUCACUUUUCUCAUUGAAUUCCUGUUGUUGCGUAAUUCGAUCGAUCAUUUUAAUAUUGCAAUGGAAAGUACAAUAAAAUGAUAUAUCCUUUUUUACUUCA